AUGGGGUGUGUCAAGUUCCAUCUUCUUCUUCUCUUCUUGACAGUGCUGAUGGCAUCUCAUGCCGAAGCUGAAGACUUCGAUAUCACAAAGCAUGGUGCAACUCCUGAUGAAGAUAUUACCCAGGCUUUAUCGGAUGCAUUCAAGGCAGCUUGUGAUGCUCCAACUAAGAGCAAAAUUAUAAUUCCCAAAGGAACAUUUCCUUUAAGCAAAAUAACAUUGGCUGGACCUUGUAAAGCUCCUGUUGAGGUUGAGGUUCUUGGCACGGUGCAAGCUCCGGCUGACACUAAAUCCUUUGUUGGAUUGGAUAGUUGGAUCACCUUUAGUUACAUGGAUGGUUUCACAUUAUCCGGCACUGGAACUUUUGAUGGCCAAGGUGCUUCUGCUUGGGAGGUCAACAAUUGCCACAAGUCUCAAGAAUGUGUCAAACUUCCCAUUGGUAUAAGGUUUGAUUUCAUCACCAAUGGAGUUGUUCAGGACAUAACUUCCUUAAAUGCUAAAUACUUUCAUUUCAACGUAUUGGGUUGCAAAAAUUUUGUUUUCCAACAUGUUACGAUCACUGCACCUGAAACAAGCGUCAACACUGACGGAAUUCAUAUUGGUCGCUCCGACGGUCUUAUAGUCACCGAUACUAACAUUGCAACUGGAGAUGAUUGCAUCUCUAUUGGCGACGGCACCAAGAACUUGACUGUCACAAAUGUGAUAUGCGGACCCGGUCACGGUCUUGCCAUUGGAAGUCUCGGAAGACAAGCGAAGGAAGAGCCGGUUGAUUUGAUCACAAUGCAACACUGUACUGUCAAGAAAGCUAUGUUUGGUGUCAGGAUCAAGAGUUGGCCUUCAGCUCCUGGAAAACCAACAGUUUCUAAUAUACGUUUUGAGGAUAUUACCAUGGAAGAUGUCUCCACUCCGAUGCUCAUUGAUCAAGAGUACUGCCCACAUAACCUGUGCAACUUGAAGAGCCCUUCACUAGUUAAAAUUAGCAAUGUGAUCUUCAAAGGCAUUCGCGGUACCUCCUCAACUCGAGUGGUGGCAAGUCUAGCUUGCAGCAGUGGAGCACCAUGUGAGAACAUCGAGGUUGGAGACAUCGAUCUUAAGUAUACCGGAAAGGAUGGACCUGCAUUAUUCACUUGCUCGAACGUGAAGCCAAUACUUAGUGGCAAACAAGAUCCUCCUGCAUGCACCGAACAAGCUGGUGCUGAUCUCCCCGCAGCUGCAGCAUCAGCUUGA
Molecule: messenger RNA, 1224 nt
Organism: Carica papaya (papaya)
Lineage: Eukaryota; Viridiplantae; Streptophyta; Magnoliopsida; Brassicales; Caricaceae
Product: exopolygalacturonase-like
Biological process (GO): carbohydrate metabolic process
Molecular function (GO): polygalacturonase activity
Source: RefSeq, a predicted model, not a curated record